AUGAGUCCACCGGCCGCUCUAGAUGUCAACCUGGUGGGCGUCACAGAUACCUCGGCUGUCCCUGUUCCGGAACCCUUGACCGUCAAUGGCGUGUCUGCAUGGAGAGAGAAGGCGGCCAAGGUGCCCACCGGCGUGGCCGCAGCAUGCAACAGUGAUAUGUUUAAGAGCCCGAUCUGCUAUACCAAGCCCAAGGCUAAGCAGUUUGAGCACCGUUUCUCGCUCGAAGCCAAGUCUCGCAAGGCGUCCACUUUGAAGACUGCCGCUCGUUACCUGAAAACCCCGGGCCUUAUUUCCCUCGGUGGUGGACUGCCCUCGCCUGAAUACUUCCCCUUCGAACACUUGGAUAUCAAGGUCCCGACUCCCCCCGGAUUCUCUCCAGAGGCUACUCGGGAGUCAGGCACGGUUCUUCGCGCAGGAAAGCACGAUAUUCAGGAAGGAACUAGCACCUAUGACUUGGAGAUUGCCCUUAACUAUGGACAAGCUACCGGAGCUGCCCCAUUGCUUCGUUUUGUCACAGAGCACACCGAAAUCAUCCACAGCCCACCAUACUCCGACUGGCAAUGCACCCUGACGGCUGGCAGCACCUAUGCCUGGGACACCGCUCUCCGCGUGUUCUGCGAGCGCGGAGACUACAUCCUCAUGGAGGAAUAUACCUUCGCCAGUGCCGCUGAGACCGCCUUCCCCCUUGGCAUAAAGGUGGCGGGCAUCCCAAUGGACGAGCAAGGUCUCGUCCCGGAGGCAAUGGACAAAAUCCUCAGCGGCUGGGACGUCGCUGCCCGGGGUGCGCGCAAGCCUCACGUGCUGUACACCAUCCCAACAGGCCAGAACCCGACCGGUGCCACCCAGUCCGCGGAACGCCGUCAUGCCGUGUACAAGGUUGCACAGAAGCACGACAUCAUCAUCGUCGAGGACGAACCAUACUACUUCCUGCAGAUGCAGCCCUAUACCAGCGGGGACGCCUCCCCAGUGCCUCCUCCCUCCACCCACGCGGAGUUCAUCAAUUCACUUGUCCCCUCAUUCCUGAGCAUGGACACUGAUGGGCGUGUCGUUCGCCUCGAGUCCUUCUCCAAAGUUAUCUCGCCCGGUUCCCGGGUUGGCUGGGUCGUCGCCUCCGAGCAGAUCAUCGAGCGCUUCAUCCGUACCUUCGAGGUUUCCUCGCAGAACCCUAGCGGUAUUGCCCAGAUCGCGCUCUUCAAACUUCUCGAUGAGCACUGGGGCCACUCCGGGUACUUGGAUUGGCUGAUCAACCUGCGCAUGUCGUACACUGCUCGUCGCGACUCGCUUGUUCACGCUUCACCCGCGGCUGGCAUGUUCCACUGGAUGUCAAUCGACUGGCGCAAGCACCCCGGUAUUGCCGCUGGUAAGACACAUGCCGAUAUUGAAGAAGAGAUCUUCCUGUCCGCUGUGAACGGAGGCGUCCUCCUCUCCCGCGGCAGCUGGUUCAAGCCUGACCACGACACCGUCGAGGAGAAGAUGUUCUUCCGUGCGACCUUCGCAGCUGCUUCGUCGGAGAAGAUUGACGAAGCUAUCUCGCGCUUCGCCCAGUCUCUGCGCGCUCAGUUUGGCCUGUAA
Messenger RNA from Penicillium mononematosum, 1572 nucleotides. RefSeq names its product aminotransferase-like domain-containing protein. Gene Ontology annotation, molecular function: pyridoxal phosphate binding; aromatic-amino-acid:2-oxoglutarate transaminase activity; L-2-aminoadipate:2-oxoglutarate transaminase activity. Bases 1 to 1572 code for a protein of 523 amino acids. Gene Ontology annotation, biological process: aromatic amino acid catabolic process; L-tyrosine biosynthetic process. The transcript has 9 exons. NCBI's taxonomy places the organism in Eukaryota, Fungi, Ascomycota, Eurotiomycetes, Eurotiales, Aspergillaceae. The record is from RefSeq and is a predicted model, not a curated record.